Messenger RNA from Teleopsis dalmanni, 1122 nucleotides. RefSeq names its product farnesol dehydrogenase (gene rdhB). The coding region runs from base 123 to 875 and encodes 250 amino acids. The transcript has 6 exons. The record is from RefSeq and is a predicted model, not a curated record. NCBI's taxonomy places the organism in Eukaryota, Metazoa, Arthropoda, Insecta, Diptera, Diopsidae.
AGUCAACGUUGGGUUUUCUAGACGAGCGGUUGUUUGUUGAGAUUUUACUAAAAUAAUAAAUUUUUUCAAAAUAUUUUUUAAAUUUCUUUUUAUAAUAAUAAAAAAGUGUUAAAUAUAAAAAAAUGUCACAAGAUUCAGAAUAUUGGCAUCACAAUGUGGCGGUAGUCACUGGCGCUUCGGUCGGUAUCGGUGCUAGUAUAGCUGUGGCUUUAGCUAAUGCUGGCAUGGUUGUGAUUGGUAUAUCAAGACGAACGGAAUUAAUUGAUGAACUUAAUAAAAAAGUUAAGGGAAAGGGAAAAAUUUUCUCUCGCCAUUGCGAUUUAACUAAUGAAGCUGCGAUUGUGGAAACAUUCAAUUGGAUACGUGAAAAAUUUUACGUUAUACAUGUCCUGGUAAAUAAUGCAGGAAUAAUAAAAGCGAAUUUCUUAACAGAAUCAACUACGAAGGAAAUGGAAGAAUUAUUUCAACUGAAUGUGAUUGCCACGACAGUUUGCAUGAGAGAAACCUUAAAACAUAUGCGAGAAACCAAAACCAGAGGACAUAUAAUCGUCAUAAACAGCGUACUUGGUCAUCGCAUUCCCGAAGUGCCAGUUCCAUUGUUCAGUGUUUACCCGGCAACCAAACACGCAAUUACCGCUCUUUGCCAAACAACUCGUCAGGAAAUACAUUUUCUUAAAUUAAAUAUUAAAUUAACGAGCAUCAGUCCUGGAAUGGUAGACACCGAUUUUCUUAAUGUGUAUUCGCAUGCUGUAGCUGAUUUACCAAAGUUGAAGCCUGAGGAUGUUGCUCAAGCCGUGCUUUAUGCCUUGGAAACUCCGAAUAAUGUACAGGUUGAGGAAGUUAUACUGCAAGCUAUGCGGCGUUAUGAUGAAUAACAGCAUAACAAGUUUAUUAAUAAUAUUAGAUAUAAUUACAGAUUACUAUAUAGAUGCAAAAGAAAAAACAGGCACUUGAUCCUCUUAACUUUAUAAAGUAGUCAUACAUUAUUUCUAACAAGAAGUAGUAAAUAAAAUUAAGUCACCUCAAUCUAUUAUUCAAACCAGAUAAAAUGAUCUAUUUAUGUAAUUAUUAGAAGUAUUUUUAUUCUAAUAUUAUAAAUAUAAUAAAUUAUAUUAUGAAGCU